Messenger RNA from Boeremia exigua, 1395 nucleotides. RefSeq lists its product as uncharacterized. The transcript is spliced from 3 exons. Bases 28 to 1395 code for a protein of 455 amino acids. The record is from RefSeq and is a predicted model, not a curated record. Lineage: Eukaryota; Fungi; Ascomycota; Dothideomycetes; Pleosporales; Didymellaceae.
AAUCAGUCCGUGACUCCCUACCUACCUAUGGAGGACGAUGAUGUAUAUCCGGUCCACUCUUUAGACGACACUAAGAUAUUUCGUAGCAUUUUGAUGACAUGGACGAUUUUUUUCAACGAUUUUUUGGACGCAGACAAGCUUCGGGUCUCGCUAUCAAGACUGCUGGAUAUCGGAGACUGGCGAAAAAUUGGCGGUCGUUUGAGGCUGAACGCCAAAGGAGCUUUGGAGAUUCACGUUCCACGUUCCUUCACGACUGAACGACCUGCGUUCUCCUACAGCUUCAAGAAAGUAGACACAGCUGUCGAAGAUCACGCCGUAGCCAAGCAAUUUCCUAAGCCCCAAGGACACGUAUCAAUAUGGCCUGGACCUCAGGAGUUCUGCGAGUUGGCUACCUCAUCCGAUGCGCCAGUAACUCUGGAAGACCUGCUCGUUGAAGAUACUCCACAGAUGUCGGUCCACAUUACAGCAUUUACCAACGCUACCUUCGUUGCACUGUCCUGGCCUCAUACAUUGAUGGAUGUCAUGGGUCAACGAGCUCUGCUCAAAGCCUGGUCCAUGGUUUUGGCUGGCCGUGAAUCAGAAGUGCCGCCUGUGCUUGGUGCGCGGGACGACAUUCUAUGUGCACUUAUGAAUGCUCCUGCUCAGAAGUCAGAAGAACACGUCUUUAAAUCAAAACAGCUGGACGGCUUUGCAUUGGAAAAGUUCGGGACAUCCUUUGAAAUGCUUACUGGACCUUCGCCAGAAACACGAACAGUCUGUCUGUCCAAAAGGGCAAUGGCCUAUCUACGCUCACAGGCACUGGAAGAUCUCACCUUUUCGGAUGGCGAUGGGGAAAAGCCUUUCAUGAGCGAUGGCGAUAUUCUGACAGCAUGGAUAGUACGUGCAGUUGCAACAACUUUGACGCGUCCAUGUCCUAUGACUGCAUUACACACAAUGAAUGCGCGAUUUAGACUACCUUUACUCAAGAACGCAAAAGGAGUUUACCUGCAAAACAUGUUGGUAUCAGGCUUCACUCUUUUUCCCUCGGAUGUUACAAGCGGUCCGAUGGGUCCCAUCGCCCUACGCAAUCGACAGCAUCUGAUGCAGCAAGCGACCGAACUACAGGUGCUGGGGAGCUUGCGAGAGCAGCGAUUGGCAGGAGACAACUCAACACUGAUCUACAGUGAUGCAGAUGCAUUGCUAUUGCCAUUCACCGAUUGGACAAAGGCCAAGCUCUUCAGCGUAGCCAAUUUCAGUCCUGCUGUUGUCUGCCCUGGAGAGAGCUCUCGGACGAGAUCAAGACUCUUCGUCUCUAUAAUGGGCAUGGACUAUGGGGAUAACUAUUGGCUCACGUUAACUUUGUCUCCUCUUAUUUGGAAGAAUAUCGAGAAAAGCCUACAAAGUUUGAACCAGUGA